UUCCCUCCUCCCCCGGCCGGGCCCGCAGGGGAGAGUGACACUCACCAGGCGGCUCCGUCCCGGCGGCAGCCCCCCGCGCCCCCCUCCGCCUCUGGUAAGCAGUUUCUGAGGACUGAAGGACCGACCUGCUAAAGGGAACACCUGCUUUUGAGAACACCAUCAUAAGAGGUGACCCAGGAGAUUCCUGACAGUCGGAUAUUUGCCAGGUUGCGAAGGUGCUAAAGCAUGGCUGACUUGGAUCACAACCUCAGUCUUGCGGAUGCUCUGACAGAGCCGCCUCCCGAGAUCGAGGAAGAGGUGAAAAGGGACUUCAUUGCCACUCUGGAGGCAGAGAAAUUUGAUGAUGUGGUUGGAGAAACAGUAGAUAAAACAGACUAUGUUCCUCUGCUGGACGAUGAUGAUGCAAAAGCUGGGAGCCAGGAGCCAAAAAGCAAACCCCAUGCAGACGGUAUUCAGGUGGAACAUACUUCAGCUUCUGGGCCAACAGUUGUAGAAAAUGGUGACCAUGGAAUAGAAGAUCACCGCACAGUAUUCCCAGGAGAAAUCAUGGAUGAAAAGCUGUCAUACAAAGACUUUCUCAAUCGCAAUGACUCCUGGACGAUGGAUGACAGAGACCUGUGCUUUGAAUCGCAGCCCGUAUUCAAACCCAUGGAGAUGGCUGACCCCUUCAGCAUGCACAGAGGGGAGAAUCUGCCUGAUUUAUCAUUUCCUACUGACAUGAAGAAUGUGCCGCUGUUCACGGGCCAUGUUGAUGCUUCCAGAGACAUCCAUGCACCACAUGGAUCUAUGAUGGUACCUGAACAACCUUUCUUGGGGCCCCUGUAUUCUCCUGCAGAGGCUCUAGACCCGUCAGCCUUCAUUGGCCUGGAUUCAACUGCAGAAUUUCUGCAAGACAAAGCAGUGUCUGAAGAGCAUUGGAUGGGCGCUCAGCAUGACGCGAAGGGACCAGAUGCCUCUUUCUUUGUUGAGCCACCAGUGCCCCCCACAGUGACUGAAGCAAUAAAGCCGAAUUUUCUGGAAAGCCCUGCGGCGGUGGCUCCUGGUUUUGUUCCUGCUGCAGUAACAGCAUUCCCAGGAGAGGCUGAAGCUACUGACGGACCAAAAGGUGCGGCGUCAGCAGAUGCAGCGUGUGUUCCUGCCUCGGACGUCCUGUCCCUUUCUGCAGAGAAAGCUGGGUCCGUUCUUGCAGGAGACACCAGGCCUCCUCAAGCUGCGGAUGCUGGAUUUGCACCUACAGCAGGAGCCAACGCUCUGCAGGCUGCGGAGGUUGAGUUUGCUGUCAGCGAUGCGUCCGCCCCAGUGGCAGCUGCGGGCUUCACCCCAGCAGCAGAUGCCACAUCCCAUUACGCUAUGGAUUUGGAGUUUGCCCCGGCAGCAGAUGUGGAAUCUCACCAUGCUGGGGAUUUGGAGUUUGCCCCGGCAGCAGAUGUGGAAUCUCACCAUGCUGGGGAUUUGGAGUUUGCCCUGGCAGCAGAUACGAAAUCUCAUCAAGCUAUGGAUUCUGAGUUUGCCCCGGCAGCAGAUGCAGAGUUUGCCCCUGCAGCAGAAGUCAACCAUCAUCAUGCCAUGGAUUCUGGGUUUGCUCCUGUAGCAGAAGCCGAGCCUCUUCCCACCAUGGAUUCUGGAUUGGCCCCUGCAGAAGCUGAGUCUGUCUCUGCAGCUGACGCCGAGGUUGCUGCAUCUGAAGAGCUGAUGACAUCUGAGUCUUCUCUUGAGCAAGACAAGUCACCCUUCGGCAAACCUCUGGCAGAAGUGAUUGCGAACGUGGAACAAGAAUCGCUGGUCGCAGAAGCUUGUGUCGAUCUGUUGGAGAAGGCUGAAGACAGCAGACCACCUCCCAGCCACCACGACGAGCAUCUUCCCCAACAGACGAACCAUCUUGCAGAACCAGCAGUGCCAGUAGAAGCAAAAGAAGCCGUUGCACUAGAAAAUAAAGACCUCCUUCCAGAAAAAUCUGUUACUACUGCGGAUGUUACUGUUACAGAGACACAAAAGGAGGCGGCUGAACACAACCAUGUCCAACACGCAGAACCUCAGCAAGAAAAAACCCUGCCAGAGCCCACAGGUCUACCUACCGCACAAAUAAGGCAAGCUAACAAAUCGAGUGAACGCAGGUUUGGCAGAGCAAAACCUGCACCAGUGCCUAUUACAGAUGUACCAGAGGAACGUCUAAUAGGUCUCCCUCAACAGAAGAGUUCUGACCCAAAAGUAGACCCCUAUUCUGUAGUGGAACUUGGAUGUGGUGCUGGACCAUCCCCUCGCGCUAGGGUUGCGCAUAAAAAGGCAACUGAGCAGCCAUCCAGUGUGCUGUCGGAGUUUGCGGAGAGCUGCAGAGAUGUACCAAGGGAGAGCUGGGAUUUGGAAGGUUCUCUGGCCAUUGUGAAGAAAAAGAAAAAGAAACCAAAACAAAAGAGAAACCAGCUGCCGAGAACAAUGGAGUUCUGGGAUGAAAACGUAACAGUCUCAAAAGCUCCUAGAAAUCCUCUGUUUGCUGUUGAAUUGCAAAAAGCAGAUGUCUGUCCCGUAGCGCCUGCUGAAGCUCGCAAAGAGCAGUCAGUUGCCUCAGGAGGCAGAGCUUCAGCUAUGCCAAAGGACGCUAAACUAAUAUCUGGGAGUCAUGUCCUGGAUGAUCAAAAUGCUUUCUCAGCGCCAGCACCAAGACAGCAGGCUCAAAAACCCAACGUGCCGUUAGAAUCUGUCUUGGAUGCAAAGAAUGGAGAUGUCACGAAAACAGAAGAAAUGAGAGAUGACGGCUUGAUGUUGCAAUCUAAAGGCAAAAGAAAUGAGGUUCCCUUGGAGCAGGCAGGCAAGACUAAGGUGGGGGAAUCUGUUAGAGCAAAGGUGCCCACCAAGCCUAUGGAAAGAGAUUUUCUUGAUAAAAACGAGAAGACGGAGUCUAAGGAGUCAAAGCGUGCUGACCUGACGGCAUCUCUUUCAGAAGCGAUCAAUCUAAGCAAAAUAGAGACUCCUUUCGAGUCCAAACCUCCAGAAUUGCUCCUUUCUGAACCAGAUAAGGAGGCAAAAUGCACAUCUCCCAGGCGUGAAGCAUUCAGUGACGCUGUCCGCUGUGAGCUUCAGGCUUCCAGCAGGUCACUGGAAGAAGCGGCAAAGGAAAGAGGUAGUCGUGAAAAAAGCAAAGGGCUUGAAAAUGAAUCCUUGAAACAGCCUACUGUUCUAGAGGCUGCGGCUCUGUCCGACAAGCUUCCUAAGGAGCCGGAGGCAGCUGAUGGAACUAAACCAGUGUCCUCUGAUGAGUGCAUGGCCGUUGACUUCAGUGCUUCAGAGGGAGCAUUGAAGACCCCAACAGAUGCUACUAAAAUCCCUGUUACACCAUUAGUUAUACCAAACCCCGAGGAAGUUACUGCUUCGCAAAACAGAAAGGCUGACGGUUUUUCCGAGCAGCCGUUUCUUGUGUCGGCUAAGUCUGAUGCAACCAAGCAUCCCGCCUCCGCCGAAGCAGCGGACAGAGCGACGGUAGCAGAUUCCCCUGAUAAAAACAAAGGGAAAGGAUUUACUGCGUUAGAGCAGCAGACUGGAAAAGAUCCCAGUAUUGCACGUGGGAUGGACAGACCUAAAAAGAGGCGUGGUGAAGGGAAAGUUAAAAAAAUCAAAAGCUUCUCUGAGCAGAUGAUGCUUUCGGAGGAUGUGAGCAAAUUUAGUGAUGAAGUGAGGACAGAUGAGACUAUAAAAGAAACAACUGUCCCUGAUAAGGGCAGGGGUUUUGCUGCAAGAGGACAUCCGUCAGUAAGCUUCACACACACUUAUCCGACAGACAAGCCAAAAAAAAGAGGUAGUGACGGAAGAAAUAAAAAAGGUGAAAAAAGUUUUUUCCAGCAGCCAUUUCUUGAGAGUAAGAUGGACCCAGGUAGUUUUCCUGACGAAUUUGAUAAAACUAAGGAAGUUAGUGAUAAAGGCAGAGAGAGGGGCUAUAUUACUGCUGAGUGUUUUCAGGAGAAUGCAUCAGGUGUAACCAAAAUGCAGAGGCCCGUUGAACUGGUAACAGAGGAGCCUAAAGAAAAUGUUGGAAAACGUGAACCGGCUGAUUUGGGUGCUUUAGACCAACUGUUUCUGCCGGAGAGUAGGAGAGAGGAAGCAAAGCAUCUUGCUGUGGCUGACACGGUCAGCAAAACGAAGGAGGUAAAUCUGAUGAGUAAAGGCAAAGAGGCUGGAAUUACCUGUGCAAGUGACUCAGCUGUGAUAAAUUCUGAUGCCACGCUGGUGGCAGACAAACCUAGAAAGAGGUGUAGUGAUGGGAAAAGGAAAAAAAGUGAAAAAAGUCCUUGGGGACAGGCAGCUGUCCCGGAUGCUGGGGUGGAAAUGAGCAGUUUUCUGAGCAAAGAAGUAGCUGGAAGCGCAAAGGAAGGGACCUUUGAUGAAGGUAAGGUGUCUGGUUUUGAAAGAGAGCUUUUGCUGGAGAACCUGACAGGAAUAACCAAGGAGGUGCUGGAAAAGCCUGAAAUACAGGCUGGCAGUAGAAGUUUCUCUGAUCAGCUGGUUCUUUCGGGUCAUAAAAUAGAGACAGCAGAGCCAGAAAUAGUCAAUGCUAAAGAAACCUGGCCCGUGAAUAAAGAUAAGGAACUAGAUACAGGCGAGCCUCUCCCAGAGCACAGGACAGACGCAGCUGCGGCGCGUGGUCCCGCCGGGGAGUUGGUGAUGGACAAACCCAAGAAAAAAAGUAGAGAUGUGAAAGGCAAAAAGGCUGAAAAUAGUCUCGAGCAGUCUGUUGUACUGGGUCCAGGUAACAUCCCUGCAGUGGGUGAAGAGGUGGGAAAUAUUAAACAAACUCAGGCUUUUGAUAAAGGCAAAGAGCCUAAUUCCAGUACUUUAGCGCAUCUGCUAGACGAAGUACAGGCUCCUGCUGCCCCUCUGGAGCCAGAAAAAUCACAUGCAAGUGAUAAAGAGAAAUGCAAAAAGAUGGAGGCCAGCUUGCAGCAGCCAUGUCUUCUGGAGCCUAAAGCAGGCGCAGAGCUGUUUGCUACUCCUGACGUGGAGAUAAGUGACAAACCUGGAGCAGAAAGUCCCACUCCUUGUAGCAAGGGGGGUGGACUUCCUAUCCUAGAGCAUCCCGCAGGGGCAGAUCACAGUUUGGCCACAGUUACCGAUAGAUCUAAAAAGAGGGGUUAUGAUGGAAGUAGUAAGAAGGCUAAAAAUGCCUCGGAGCAGCCCGUUUCUCUAGAGCCAAAAACGAACAGGAGAGAAGUGCAGCCUCCCGUGGGAUAUGGAAUGGAGGACAUGGAUUUUGUAGAUGAAAACAGAAAUAUUAAAAACUUUCCUGUUGGCCCUCAAAUGCUUUGGAAUAAUAAAGGAAGCGACUUUGAACCCUUUGCUCAGGCUGCAGUGCCUGGCCCUGAUCACACCGGCAAUGUUUCUUCUGGCUUCCCAGAGCAGACAGAGGAGGGCGCGAGAAGUAAGGGGCUUCCUCCUCCUGAAGCUGUAGCAGAGAGCAGCAGCAACGAGCCUGGAUCUGGUGCUAAGGAGAUAGAGAUGCAGAAAUCUGGUGAGCAACCGAUCAAUCUGGGCCAGAAAGAGCCUGGAAAAGAGGUUUCGAAGAAAGACGGUAAAACCAAAGAGGCCGGGUCCCAGGAUGGGAGCGAAGCAGGUAAACCACUUUCUUUGGAUUGUUCAGUUAAACGGGACAUUAAAUCAAAGAAGGACGAAGUUCACCUUUCUGCUGUGGCAAAGGUGGAAGAUAAAGAAAUCAGACCCACUGAUAAAAAGUACAACACUGACAGCACUUCCUCAGACCUUCCUCAGAAGGUGGCAGAUCUAAAAACCGGACCAGCUCCUGUAGAUGCCAAAGGGACGGAGAAACUCGAAGCAACCGUCCCUUCUGCAGAGAAGGGUGCUGGGUGCGUUUCCCCAGAGCUUGCAGCGAUACCAGAGAGCAAAGCAGAAGCAGCCGUGUCGCAGGUUGUGGCAGAAGCGCUGAUGGAGAAUAAAGCCGAAGAGGCUGAGCUGGAUGGAGGUAGGAGUGAGCAGAGCUUGCUCAAGUAUCCGGGCGGUUUGGACGAUAAAGCGGCUGAAGCAGAGGCUGCUGGUUUAAAUCUUACAGCUGCCCAACCAACCACACUGAGUCCUAAAGAGAGCAACAAAGGGCUCGCUCAGCCCGCAGAAGAGGAUGCUGCUCACGGUGGGGAAGCUCACCUGAAGGAUGCUGUGGCGUUGAAGCCUGAGGUAGAUAAACCUCAAGCCGCAACUAAAGAAAAAGAAGAAUGUGACCAGAAAGCUGUGAAGGAGGCAAAGAAGGAGAGAGCUAAAGCAGCGGAACAGAUAAAAGGCUACAUGAGACCCACAAAGUCAAGAGGGGUGCCGACUCUGCCAGCCAGGUCUGCCGCUCCAGACCGAGAGAAACAAAGGCAGCUGAAACCCACUGGUAUGAGCCGGCAGAGGCAAGAAAAAGUGAAAGCAGAAGAGACCAAACCAGUUGAAGCUGUGACAGGGAACGACAUCACAGCACCUCCCAACAAAGAGCUUCCUCCCAGCCCUGAGAAGAAGACAAAGCCUGCCGCAUCCACAUCAUCUACAAAGCCUGCCGCACCGAAAGCCAGGCCCCUGUCCGCUACCAGCCCCAAACGGCCAGCCUCUGCCACGCCUGGCCCAAACAAAAAACCCACGAGCCCUACCGCAGGUCCUACUGCAGCCACCACUACUAAACGCCCAGCCACCAGUACUACACGUCCCUCCACCUUAACUCCAAAAGAGACUAAACCAAAGGUUGCAGAUGCGAAGACCACGGACAAGCGGACCUCACUUUCAAAGCCUCCAUCAUCUGCCUCUCCUAAAACUACCGUCAGGAGCACCUCUGCUACUCCUAGGACAACGGCCGCAUCGCCAGUCACUGCAGCUGCUGCCGCGAAAAAUACUGCUACUUCUCCGCCGAAGAGGCCAACGUCUAUCAAGACGGACGCGAAGCCUGCAGAUGUGAAGAAAACCUCUGCAAAGUCGCCAUCAGCAGACUUGAGCCGCCCUAAGAGCGCUACUGGAAAUGCAGUGAAAAGUAGUGCCACCACUCCUUCUACCACCGCCUCCAGCGCGCCUACCUUACCUGGAGUAGCUACCAGUCGUCCCAAAACCAAGCCUGCUGCAACCAAACCCACCACAACCUCAACCCCAACAGCAGAUGCUAAAAAACCAACCACUAAGGCUCCGACUAAACCCAGCGCUGUUUCCAAGCCACCUCGCCCGACCAGCAGCGUUUCUGCUCCAGACCUGAAAAACGUACGUUCCAAAAUCGGAUCAACAGAUAAUAUUAAGCAUCAGCCUGGUGGAGGAAAGGGGAAAAUAGAGAAAAAGCCAGAAUCAGCCGCUGCUGCGCGAAAGUCUGAACCCAAUGCGGUCUCUAAAAUGGCUACUACUAAAACAACCGUAUCAAAAGAGGGUGCCCCAAAACAGCCCAAUGGGAAAGUCCAGAUAGUCUCCAAAAAAGCGAACUACAGCCAUGUUCAGUCCAAGUGUGGUUCCAAGGACAAUAUUAAGCAUGUCCCUGGAGGUGGGAAUGUGCAGAUCCAGAACAAGAAAGUUGACCUUUCCAAAGUGUCCUCGAAGUGUGGCUCUAAAGCAAAUAUCAAGCAUAAGCCAGGAGGAGGAGAUGUCAAAAUUGAGAACCAGAAGCUGAACUUCAAGGAGAAGGCCCAAGCCAAAGUGGGUUCUCUGGACAACGUGGGACACUUGCCAGCAGGAGGAACCGUGAAGGCUGAGGGCAGCGCGGAGCCAGGGCAGCUCCCGCCAGCCCCUCAGAACGGAGAGGUGACAGCGGCCCAGGCAGGCAGUGAGAUGCGGGAGAAUGGCGUAGGGCCGGCAGUGCCCACUGCCCUGAGCGGUGGUGACCAAAGGGAAAUUCAGAGCUUCGAGACUCAGAUACAAGAAACAAGCAUCUAAUGAUGACAUUAUGAUUGAAUCUCACAAGCUGACGUUCCGUGAGAAGGCCAAGGCUCGGACAGACCACGGAGCGGAAAUCGUCGUCUCCAAACCCCCCAACCUUUCCAGCAGCACUUCCCCCUGGCGUAGCACAUCCGUCAGCGAGAGCCUGGGCUCAGUCGCCUCCUUGUCACCGCUGCAACAGCCAGCUCCCCUUGCGGCGCUUUCUCAGCAAGGCUUGUGACCCCUCCCGGCCCCGUCUCCCGCGCGCUCCCCCCCAGAGUGACGCAGCUUGGCUCUCUUAACCCGGCGUCUGGCUUUAGAUGGGAAGGGGACAGCGUUUAGCAGGGCUAGCGUCCCUUUCGGCCGCGCUCGCUCCUCGAAGCAUCCUGGCUGCUCGCCCCUGCCCGAGCGUGCCGGGCUCUGGUGGUCCCUUCUCGGCUGGCAAGGGGCUCCCGUCCCUCUCCGCGCCUCGUCCCGUUGGCUUUUUAGGGGAUACUAGAGCGAGCGUUAGUGUCGUGUUUAGGGGACGGGCAUCUAGGGACUUCAGGCGGUGUCUCGCUGUCCCGAGCAGCGGGGAGACGCGUGGCGAGCGGGGGCGGCGGGGGGCUGGUAGGAGCACGCCCUCGCUGCUGGGGCUGAAGCCAGGCCAGAGUUAAUAGGGAUAAGCUGUGAUCUUCCUUCCUUCCUUCCUUUCUUUUUUUUUUUUUUUUUAAAAAACCCCAAACCCCAACCUUUUCCUCCUUGCCGCUUCAGUUUCUGCUGAUCCCGUUUGAUGAUGAUAUAUAUUAUACACACACGUUAGGCUGUUUUAACUGUUGACUUUAACCUUUUAUUCUUUGUGACGAUGUGUUGAUGAUUUAUCGUGCUACGAACCCAUGCUAAGUUUCCUUUUCUCUUUCCUUCUUUUCCUAACCGUAGGAGAGUAGAGACAUUAACCGCUGCUGCAGUGCUGGCUUCUUAUUGACAUAUCCAGCAAUUGUAACUUUUUCGUUGUUGGUUUUUUUGGUUGGUUUUUUUUUUUUUUUAAUAUUUUAAAACGAUGGAGCAAAUUCAUGGGAUUAAGCCAUGUCUGAAAUGAAAGGCACAAGAAUGUGUUAAAGGAAAACUUGCUCUAACAGAUCAGAUGAAGCCUGUGUUGACCGCAACGAGACGUGUUGACUCGCUGCUCGUAAAACCUCCGGUAGGGCCGAGCCGCCAGCCCCGGGGGAUGCCUGGGACCUCCUGCGCGUUAGCAAGGCAAAGACAGUUUAUUUAUUAACUUGCACAGCCGAAGCCCUGGGAUUUGUAUUUUUCCGGCCAGGGCCUGAGGUCUGGAGGAAAGGCAGGAGGCUGCUUUCGCGGCGGAGUUGCAGGUUAACGCAGGCCGUGAGUUCCGAGGCAAAAGCAGGUCUGUGGCGCGCGCGCGCGGUGUUUUCACGGAGGCUGAUGUAUGGAUAACCGUAUGGUCGGGCUUGAGCGAGUCUGGUGGGAGGCGGAGGCGGGGAAGGAAGGCAAGGUCGCCUCUCCCCCCCGGGGCGUCGGGCAGGGGGAGCGGCAGGGCUGGGAGGGAGCAGAGCCCUCGGCUGGGGCAGGGGCCGCAGGUUUCCAGUGCCGGGGAGUUGCAGCUCUGACUAGGAAGGAGAUUUACCUACUCUUGGAGGUGUGAGCUCCUCGUUUCGUGUUGCAAAUGACACUAAAGAAAAAAAAAAGAAAUGUAAAUAAAUUUAAAAAAAAAAAAGUGUUCUUGGGUCGUCAAACUAAUUUAAAGCGAAAAAAAAAAGGCGGAAUAACAAAACACUGGGAUCAAAGUGAACUGAACCAGGCGCGUGCUAAGGGGGGGCUGUUCAAGGAGGGACAGAGGGAAGCCUGCAGCUUCUCAUGCUUGUGGGAAUAUUUCUUUGGGAAGCCGACAAUGACACGAUAACCCGGAAUCUGUAUUUACACACAAAGAUUCUUAUUGCACUUGUAUUUUUUAUAUUAAAGUUUGCAUGAUUUCUAAUAAAAUGGCAUUAAAAUGUACUAGUUUGCAUCAAAGUCGUCUGCUAGUUUCAUAAGUGCUUUUUCCUCUGAAUACAAAUUUAAAUAAGCAAUGCAGAUUUGCACCUGAAAGGGGCGGUUAUAUAUACCCCAGAAAACUCCCAGUGUUUCCCUUCCUCUUCCUCCUCUUCCUCCUCUUCCUCCUCUUCCUCCUCUUCCUCCUCUUCCUCCUCCUCCUCCUCCUCCUCCUCCUCCUCCCCACCUCUCCCCUCCUGUCCAUGCCACAUCCCUCUAAUCCCAAACCAGGGACCGCGGCCGAGCCGGUGGCUCCCUGCCCUCGUGUUGCGCGGCCGGCCCCGGAUCGCAGCACUAACACCGCGGGCUCUGCCGAGAAAGGCUGGAGCUGGGGAAGGGGCCCAAGCCGCCCUCCCACCCCGCCGGGCCUGCAGCAGCCUGGGCAGGCGCCGUCUCCAGCUCCGGGCCGGGGUUGGAAACCUCAUUUCUCAAGCGAGCGGAGCUGUGGCGUGACGCUUUGACCCCCCCUCCCCCCCCCGCCGGUCCCGGGUGCUGCCUCCGACCACCCGCUCACCCGCAUGCCGCCCUCCGGUAUAUAUCACUGCCCCUUCGCUGACGCUUCCUUCUUUCUCUUACUGCUAAAUUCUAAACACCAGCUCGAUCUCGUCAAUCUUGGGUUGUAUUUUUUUUUUUUUCCCCCAACACUUGAAUUUGAGGGGAAGUUCAGAGGAGAGGGACGGAGAGGAGAGGAGAGCAGGCUGAUCCCCUCACAGGAGAAGGCAGAGGCUGCGCUUCCCUUCCCCAAGCAAUAAAGUCGAUCUGCUCCGGGCCAGGGCAGCUGCGGGAGGGCAGGCAGGGCUUGUCGAGAGGGUGCUGUGCCCGCAUGGCGUGCGCGGAGCCGCGCGUCCCUGCCCGCGACAGGCAAACGCUGCCUGGCAGCAGGCUGAAGCCGACCUCCAGGCUCACCGCCGGGCAGCAGCCGGGGCCCGGCCACGGGCUCGAGAUGGGGACGGCGAAGUCCGGUGGUGGUGGUGAACCAAAGAGGAGGUGGAAGCUGAGAUGUCGCGUUCCUCUUGCUGCUCUGCCCUGGUGCCGGGGGGUGUGAGAUGCCCGGCGGGAGGGAGGCGGCCGGGUGCUGGUCUUGGUUCAGGUGCGGCGGGAGGAAGGCAAGUGGCAACAUUGCACUUUAUCUUCUGAGAUUGCAAAAAAAAAAAAAAAGAAAAGCAAACCCCUAACGCCCUGCAAAGGGACAGGAAGGCCACCUGCUCCCCCUGCGUUGCUUUUAUCUGAUUUACUGACUGCUCGGCAGGCUCGGAUAAGGCUUUCACGUCGGCGCACGGUUGCGGCGGCAUUCAGGCCUGUCUGACCAUGCACAAACCUUCCCAGACUCUGCUGCGGUUCAGCUGAACGCUAACCGACCGACCUGUGCUUCUGUGCCACUUUCUCUAACACUUGUUGUGCCUGUGCUUAGCUGACAAACUAAAUCCAGAUACACUAAUUUGGUGUGGUUUUUCUAGGACAGCUUCAGUUUUAAUACAGAUUUUUUUUUUUUUUUUUAUUUUAUUUUAAGGAAACGGCUGUACAUAUUGCUAGCCUGGGAAGAGAGCUGUGUGUGGUGAAAAUGACUUUAGGUUCCUAUCAUCUGGAGAGAGGGGAGUGAGCUGGUUAGUGCUGAGACCUUAAACGAAGAUUGCAGAGAAGCUGCUGGCUGGCCGAGCGCCCGCCCAGCUGGGCAGAGCAGGGGAAGGAGCUGUGGGCGCCGUUGGCUUGAUCUAGGGCUGGAGCUAGCACACUCUCUUGUGGGGAAGGAAAAAAAAAAAAAAAAAAAAAAAAGUUGUGGUCUGACUUAGAUGCAACUUGAAUGUACACGUUCCUGAGAUGCCUCGUGUGGGUCCUCGCUUUCCCACAGCUGCACUUGGCAUGAGGCUGCGCUGGGGGAGGCAGCGUGGGGCAGAGGGGAGGGGUGGGGGGGCCAGGACAGCUGGGUGGCUGCAGGGAGCUGGGAGAAGUCGGGUGCUGGUGGGCUCGGUCCCUGCUGGAUGGGGCACAGCGGUGGCGUGUGCAGGCUGCGUGGGCGGUGCAUGAGCUUCGGGCAGGCUGGAGCCUGGUCCUGCCUCGGGCAAGACCUUUCCUAAGCUGAGGGUCGGGGUGCGCGUUGGCCUGGAGGUGUCUGAGCUGCCGAAGUGCAAGCAGAGCGGGCUGCGGGGCAGCGGGGUGGGAGCUGCGUCCCGGCAGGCGCUGGGGUCUCUCCCCGGCUGCCGGUGUCUGUGCUCGGGCAGGCAGGAGGCUUCCCCAUGGCCCGGGCUGCUCACCCUGGCGUCUCCCUUCGUAUCAGUGGCAUAUACAGUUACUUUGGGGCUUUUUAUACUGUUAAAGUACAUUCAAGUAACCAAGUUUGUGGGCUUGAGGCCGCAGGAGCAGGAGGCCGGGAGCCACAGCUGCCCCCAGCGCUUGCCUCCCCUCGGGUCGGAGUCCUGACCGCAAACUGAAUGUAGUUUUCUAUGCUGAUCCUCGCUGUUGUCCCCACGUAGUGUCGGGGUGUGUGUGUGGGAGGGCUCUAGGACCCUCAUGUGUUUGUGUCGUUUAGGCAGACUUUCUAGUUUUCUUGGAUCACGACAGGAGCUUGAGGUCAGUGACGUCCUUGGGGGGGGUGAUGAGGGCUCCUGCGUCCGCCCCACGCAUGGAAGGAGGGAUCAGCCGAGCCCCUCCUGAGCCAUUCAUGGCUGGUCAAUGCUGUCCCUGCAACAGCCCGAGCAGCCACAGCUGGUGGGAGGACAACGGCCCCCAGGCUUGGGAACAAUGUCACCCGAAAGCCGUCCUGGCAGGGUGGGGGUGGAAACCAGCAGUGGAAAGCGUGCUCCAUCUCUCCUUCCUCCUCACUGCCUGAAAUCCAGCUAGAGUAAGCGGUUGCCUUUCAAAUCCCCCUCUCCCAGGAGUCUCGCUGGCCACCAGCUGGUGUCUAGAAUAAGUGACCAGACACGAGACUCCCAUCUUGCCCCCGUUGUGAUCGUCCCACCCCAGCAUUGAGCGUUGCCUGCAGCUUCGAUUACCCCGUAACAGCGGUACGACGAGUAAUGCCAUAGUGGGGAAAUGGCCGGGUGGCUGGAGAGGACGGAGUGGCUGGAGACGAGGGCUGGGGGUGCAGGACCGGCGGGGGGGGGGAGCUGAUCCUGGCUCUUGGCUCCCUUCAUGGGUUCGGGAAGUCACUUAACCUCUCUGCCUCAGUUUCCCCAUCUGCAAGGUGGGGAUGAUACUCCUUACCUCAUCGGGCUGUUGUGAGGCGUGAGCAGUGUGUAAAGUGUUCUCUAAAUGUGACGUAUUACUAUUUUAUGUCAUAGGCUUAUUCUGUAGCAGCACCGUCUCCCCUGGGGCAGUGGGUGCUGCCCGAGGACGGGUGCCGGUGCCGUCAGUGCCGCUGGGGCAAAUGCCGGUGCUGUAGCUGUGCCGGGAGGGAGGCGAAGGCUGGGGCCGGGGGUUAGCGCGUGGGUCUGAGGCCUGAGACAGCAGCUUGGGGGGGGCCGGGUGGGGGCCGGGGCAGAGCCCCUCCUGCCUCAGGCCGAAUUCAUACCGGUUUGCUUCUGCCUUUCUGUCGUGCCCUCCUGCGAGGGGCUGUAAGACUGUCGUCUCCUUAGCAACAUUUCCUGACUUGAUGUUGUGAUUGUUACUAUUGUAAAGGGUUGAAAUAAAGCUUCUAGAUGUUCCUCCUCA
This is a messenger RNA of Grus americana (Whooping crane), 13539 nucleotides long. It is a transcript of the gene MAP4, whose product is annotated as microtubule associated protein 4. The coding region runs from base 226 to 7878 and encodes 2550 amino acids. NCBI's taxonomy places the organism in Eukaryota, Metazoa, Chordata, Aves, Gruiformes, Gruidae. Gene Ontology annotation, biological process: microtubule cytoskeleton organization; neuron projection development. The transcript is spliced from 26 exons. The record is from RefSeq and is a predicted model, not a curated record. Gene Ontology annotation, molecular function: microtubule binding. Gene Ontology annotation, cellular component: neuron projection.